AUGCAAGACCAACAAAAAGCAUCAUCCCUUGCGGAACAUUCUCAGAGUCUGGAUGAGCUGCAAGGCCGUGCGGGAGGAGAGUCCGGGCAUAAGCUCGAGAAGCAGGGCUCAUUCGACUCAAGGAGAAGUUUGGAUGCCCACUCGAGGCAAACUCAGCAUGUCGAGACACGAGUGAUACAUCGCUAUGUCGUCAGGCGUCCGCGCCCACUUCAAUAUUUAUAUCGGUCGAAGGUAAUCACUGUGGGCAAUGAGCAUGGAAUCUUGGCUCCGUCUACAACCAAUGAGACGGGUCUCCAGUCAAGCACUUCUAGCCAUCUGCCAGAGGACGUUGCGAGAGGCAGGGAGCGGCUGGAUCUAUUUGUCGAUCUGAUAUGGGUGGGUAUCAUCAGCAAUCUUUCCGAAGUCUUUUCGACAUUGGGCUUCAAACCUGAAGACCCCUCCACGGGGAAAGCAACGCUAGUCUUCGUUCUGCUAUUUUUGCCCUCCUGGCGUAUCUGGAAUUCUAUGCGGGAAUUUCUCAAUAAUUAUUACAUGGACGACAUGGUGCAGAAAACCUUUAAACUGUGGAUCUUGGUCUUGUCCGUCUUUUAUGGCAACCAGUUGGCCUACCUGGCCGAAGAUAUCGACAAAGUGAAGACCUGGGUCAUCUCGACGUACCUUAUUAUCCUCGGCAGCUUCCUGCUUAUCGAACUGGUCUAUUCUAUAUUUAUCAAAUGGCUGCGAAGACUUAUCUUCAUCCAAUCCGUGCUUAGAUUGCCCGGGGUUGGGCUCUGGAUUGCCGCCAUCUAUUUACAUGAUGUCUAUGCAGUGGGCCCGGUCGUGGCUGCGGUGGCUUGGGAGUAUAUUUGCUCCAUGAUUUUCAGCUCAAGACUUGCAGACAGGCUCACGCCGAGCGAGUACAAGAAAGCUCUCGAUGUCGACCACUUCCAAUCCCGAAUGGCCAAUUUUUUCAUCAUUACCCUCGGUGAAGGUGUUCUGCAAUUGGUCAAAGAUGGACCAUUAGGACGAGGCUUGAACGGGACAACUGGGAUCAUGGUCUGGAUCCUCCUUGUCUACUAUGAGCUGUCAUUCCUAUAUUUUAACCGCGACGGAAGCAAAAGAUUUAUUCCGGCAAUCAAGCAGGAGGGGAAGAAAACAUUGAUCUGGGUAUCCUUCCACAUUCCCCUCUUCGCCUCAAUAUUGACGUUUGCAUCCGGCGUCAUAUUCAUCGUCCGCCACGAGACAAGCGAACAACUUGAUGUUUCGGGAGAGCAGCAAAUCCCAGACGGCGAGAUACCGCACUACAUGUACAAUGCAGUCUGGACUAGCGCGGUUUCGCUCGCCAUCAUCAUCUUUAGCAUGACGGGUCUAGCGCUUUUGGACAAGUCGCUUGACGAGCCCGGAUCCCUUCGGAUUAACAAUCGAUACAUACGUCUUGGGGGACGGCUAGUGUACAUCGUUGUGAUACUCUGUGUUCCCGCCACUAGGAAUAUUGAUGCUCUACUCUUCUUAGGGAUUGCAGGACUCAUGCUCGUGGUGGUAACAAGCUGGGAGUGGGCAGUUUGCAUGGAUCGUGGGAGUGCUUUCGUUGAGCCAGAGGGACUCAGCUUGAUGAUGAACAAAGAACUGAAGGGGAAGAAAUAAGCCUACGCGGACGGGAUGAUCAGAGAUUUCUGACAAUUAAUCAACAUGGGUCACUUUUCAGCUCGUCAGUUAGGACAAGCUCGGAGAUCACUCUGGACUGGCAUACAUUGGCAGAGCUUUCGAGCCUUGAGCAGUUGUGGAUCUAGAUUCCGCAAGGUAUCGAUCGGUUGUUUUGUGGAAGAACUAACCGCAAUUACUGCACCG
Messenger RNA from Exophiala xenobiotica, 1827 nucleotides. RefSeq lists its product as uncharacterized. The coding region runs from base 1 to 1623 and encodes 540 amino acids. The transcript is spliced from 3 exons. The record is from RefSeq and is a predicted model, not a curated record. NCBI's taxonomy places the organism in Eukaryota, Fungi, Ascomycota, Eurotiomycetes, Chaetothyriales, Herpotrichiellaceae.